GAAUGAGGAAGACGAGACACACAUGAUGACCCUAGCCUCUUACUUGGACCUGGUGAGUCGCCACUGCAUGAAGAGCUACAAGGAGGUCUUCGAAAUAGCGGAGAAAGUGGUGAAGACGGUGAGCAAAGAGGACCCCGAGUACUACGACCACAUCACUAAGUGUCUCUCGACCCAAGUGAGCAGGAUUAACUUGAAGGAUUUCCCUCCCGAAAUUCUCGUGAAAGAAACCAAGGCGUCGACGAAGCUUCACGCCGAGCUCCUGAAGCGGGACAUGAAGGAGAUGAAGCCCAAGUACCAGAAGAUCUUCACCGACCCCGCCAUCUUCGUCAGGAAGUGGCUCGUGCAGGGUUUCAUGGGCGUCCUCAGCAUCGCCUCGGGACUGUGGGUGUGGGACGAGCUGUUCCUGAGCGAGUGGAACCGGGUCGUCCUCGAGCGCGUCGGGGUGGCGGUCCUGUCUCUGAUCAAGCCGUGGAUGCUGAGGGCCAAGAUGUACUCAGGGGCGAGGAAGGUGCUCCUAGACGAACCGGGGAAGAUCUACCUGAGUGACCUCCGGAAGGCAGUCGCUCACCUGGACAAAGGAGGAUCCUACGCGGAGAUCCCCAACAACAAGAACUUCAUAGAGAGGAAGACGGAAGCGGAGAACCAGGCACAAGCGGAGAAAAGGGAACCACAGAGGAGGCGGAGAGACAGCAGAAGCGACCAGAGGGAGAAGAAGAACGAAGCGAAGGAGAAGAAAGAAGAAGAAGAAGAAGAGAAAGAGGAGAAGGAAGCCCCAGCAGGACGUUCCCGAGCUGCAGGUGUAGGCGAGGGUGAGGAGUGAGCAAUCGUAGCGUCUUCUCAGGCGGUCGUUAUGUUGCUCAAGAAAAAAACACGACAUUAUCAAGAUCAUAAACCGAAGACCUUUAAGAAGAAUCCAUAAUUCAUAUCGGGCUUUCAAAACCCUUUGAAAAAGCGAACAAAUAAACACAAGCGAUUUACAAAUAUUUAACCUU
Messenger RNA from Penaeus vannamei (Pacific white shrimp), 992 nucleotides. NCBI's taxonomy places the organism in Eukaryota, Metazoa, Arthropoda, Malacostraca, Decapoda, Penaeidae. The record is from RefSeq and is a predicted model, not a curated record.